Messenger RNA from Trachymyrmex septentrionalis, 2388 nucleotides. Its product is annotated as zinc finger protein 341-like. The record is from RefSeq and is a predicted model, not a curated record. NCBI's taxonomy places the organism in Eukaryota, Metazoa, Arthropoda, Insecta, Hymenoptera, Formicidae. Gene Ontology annotation, cellular component: nucleus. Bases 207 to 2354 code for a protein of 715 amino acids. The transcript has 9 exons.
GUAAAAUGGCAUCCCUGAUCGCUCCGCGAUGCGAUGUUUCGUUUUGAGGUUAAGUAUCGAUCAGUGCGCUGGCGCCGUCUCGGCAGCGACGGGGACGCGAGAGUGACGCUCGUCAUGUUUCCAUCCCGGUGGAUCUCGCCGACCCGCGCGAGUUAGGAGUCGGUGCUUCCGCUACGAUGACAGUGUGCUGAUCGCUACAGCGAAACAUGGCGCAGUCUAUCCUCGAUGUUCUGACAGAUGUCUCGCUGGACGGCUCCUCUGUGCAAUCCUUGCUGGAAUCUCAAAACCUGAUAGCUGAAGUCGAACAGUCAGCGAUUGAUCAGGAUGAGGAAGACAUAUUCCAAUGUGGCAAAUGUAAAAGUCAAUUUACGUCACUCCAACUGUUCAUACUCCACAAGAGAACGCACCAGAAAACGCAGCAGCAAACAGUAGACUUGACUCAAUUUCUAACAAACGAUGAGAGUCAGGUAAUGCAUGUGGAAGAUGUCGUUCAAGAUGAGUCGCAGUAUAAUUCGCAGGAAACCUUUCAGCUUGGAGAACCUAUUAUUCUCGAAGAAGCAGACAUGCUAUUUAGUGUGGAUCAGGAGGCUGCUAAUUAUUUCAUGACAGACUCCACAUUCAGCGUGCCGAUUAUUUUGAGUACAGAGAACCUGGAUACUUUCGAUAAUGCUGCCAUCGAGGCGACGAGGGAAGAUUCAAGCGAAGUGCCGACGAUACUGCAAAACGACAUCAGUUCACAGGAGGAUGCUUCGAGUCAAUCCGAACAUCCUAGCGCCUCGUUGACGGAUAACGAGCCAUCUCUAGCGGACAAUGAGCCACCUUUAGAGGACAACGAAUCCUCUCUUGAGAACAACGAGACAUCCCUCCAGGAUAAUUCACUCAGUGUAUCAGAAAAUGGCAUCAAUCGAACGCAGAACUUAAGGUAUAAAUGCGGUUAUUGCAACAAGCAGUUUGCAAAAAAAUUCUAUUGGCAACAGCACGAACGUUCUCAUACUGGAGAAAAGCCUUAUCAAUGCGUAGUAUGUGGUCGUGCAUUUGCGCAAAAAUCAAACGUAAAGAAGCAUAUGUCCUCGCACAAAGUAUGGCCUGGUACCGCUAUUCACUCAUUACCACCAGAGGCGCCUCCGGACGGAAGUAUCGACCGCACAUACCAUUGUCAAUUCUGCAAAGAAACGUUUGAUUCGUACAAAGCUCUAAAAGGCCAUCUAAUUGUCUCGCAUCUGGCACUGAAAGUGUACAAAUGCGUUCAGAGCAGCUGUAGUAUGAUGUUUUCGGAUCUGGAGGAGUUCCUCGAGCACACGCGCAACCACAAGUGCUCGGAAUACCGAUGUCACGUGUGUGGUGAAGUGUUCAGUACUCUGUCGGAUCUUGGUGGCCAUCAGUACGUCCACUCCGUCCAGAAGCAGAAGACCACGGAGAAGUAUUACUGCUGCUCGACUUGCAAAUCGUCAUUUUCGAAUCUGGAGGCAUUGCAGCACCAUAAGGAAACCACCACACACAACUAUGCAUGCCUGCAUUGUGGUAAAAGCUUUCUCAUCGAGAGAUUUCUGCGCCGUCAUCUCAAAACUCACUCGGCAUCGGCGAGAUUUGUCUGUGAGGAUUGCGGCAAAGCUUUUAAAACCGAGCAGUAUCUGGCUAACCAUAAGCUUAUACACAGCGAAGAGACGCCUUUUACAUGUCCGCAUUGCCCAGCCAGAUUCAAGCGGAAAGAUCGACUGGGCCGGCAUAUGUUGAUCCAUGAUUUGACAAAGAGACUUAAGUGUCCGUUUCGCAAUUAUUUGGGCUGCAUGAGUGAGUUUUCGCGGCCAGACAAACUCAAACGGCAUCUGCUGACGCAUAGCAAUGUCAAACGGUUUAGUUGCAGCCACUGCAAUCGCAACUUCCACCGAGCGCAAGCUCUUAAACAUCACGAAAUAAAUAAGCACAGCCUUAAAUGUGACAUCUGCUCCCAUGCCUUUAAGACUAAGGAGCAAUUGGUUACUCAUAAUUGCGAACAAUCAAAUGAGACCAAGAAGCACAACUCUCAACUACCGAAAAAAGCGUCUGGAUCAUUUAAGCCGAGGAAACCCACCCCAAAGAGACAAACAUUAUCAAAGACUGCAAUCCCGCUUGCCGACAAAGAGAAAUUAGACAAGCUUAAGACUGAUGAGAUGGAAAGAAAGAUUGCCUCCGAAACAUUCAUAUCUGGUGAUAUCGACGAGGAAGCCAACAAGAGAAUGGAAAAUAUUCCUCCCGUCUUGAAAACAGAAUCAACUGGCGGUGAAUUAAAUGAGCGAUCCGACUCGCCAGUUACGGACUUCGAGAACGAUUUCAAACGCAACAUGGAAUUUUACUCGCCCCAUGCGAGCGAGUAAAAUUUUGCAAUAUACAUAUAUAUAUAUAUAUAUA